AAGAUCAUGCAGGAUGAGAUAACGACGUGGUUGGACGACGAGUGGAUCCCAAGGCAAAUUCACAGAGACAUCGCUAUCAGGGCUUCGAACACGAUCAAGGAAUCGUGGAUGCGUGAGGAUAAGGAGAUUACCUCCAUCCUGUUCAACGUUGCCAACGACUUGAGCACUUUCGAUAUGAGGGAAUCGGAUGUUAAUGCCUGGGACAUCGCCAACAAGGCGUCGGAUCUGAUGCUGCAGAGCAUGGGG
This is a messenger RNA of Guillardia theta CCMP2712, 246 nucleotides long. RefSeq lists its product as hypothetical. NCBI's taxonomy places the organism in Eukaryota, Cryptophyceae, Pyrenomonadales, Geminigeraceae. The transcript has a single exon. The annotation marks the transcript as partial. The record is from RefSeq and is a predicted model, not a curated record.